Mya arenaria is the source of this 1279-nucleotide messenger RNA. RefSeq lists its product as uncharacterized. NCBI's taxonomy places the organism in Eukaryota, Metazoa, Mollusca, Bivalvia, Myida, Myidae. The transcript is spliced from 5 exons. The record is from RefSeq and is a predicted model, not a curated record. The coding region runs from base 135 to 947 and encodes 270 amino acids.
AAGGUACUUUCGGUUUAAACUAGGAUGUGUUAUCAAGUCAUAUGACUUUUCAAAAUACUGAUUUAGUUGCAUGUUUACAAUCAAAUAGAUUAACAAAUAACCAAAUGUGAUGGCUCGAACACUGUGGUCGUAGUAUGGGGAAUUGCUGUGGCACCGAGGAGGAGCAGAAGCCGCUCUUGGUUUCCGGUCGCGUUGGUGUGCGGUCAGGGACGCUCUCGCAGCCUCCGGCCGGUCCCGUGCUCGCCCAGCCCGCCCCUAUUAUCGCAAGAAGUCCCGGCCCUACAUCCGCCAGGCUGCACAAUCCAAUCAAACAGAAGGACUUUGAGAAGUCUAUACAGCUGAUAGCCACGGUGCAGCUGCUGUCACUUCCGCUCACCUCCCUCGACAAGACUUUCCAGGAUCUAGGCCGGCUGUACAACGAAGUUGUGGGUAACUUCCGGUCACUUGAGGAGGAGAUACGCAAGUUCAAGGAAUAUUUCCUGGAGGAAACUUCCGGUAUCCCCGUGCUCGAGGAGUGUGUGGCGCAUCUCGUCAACCGAGUCGGUACGGCCAAAAUAACAGUUGAGCGGAGAUCGAAAACGUUUAUAGAGAUAACUUAUGACAAAGAGGACAUUUCGAAAAACUGCAAAGGAGAGGCGGAUCAGUCACUGCGGCCACUUGAACACUUCUCGCGUGCGUGUCGUCACAUCCGGGAGGUCCUGGAACAUGCACCGCAGGUGGAGCGGAACGUAAAGAUCAUCCUGGCGGACGAGGACCGGCAGGGAAAGGAUAUUAUGAAAUCAGAGCUGUCUGCGGACGCCAUGCAGCGCGCCACUCACGAUUUCCACGAGAACGUGUCCAAACUGCGGGUCGUGGCAGCCGGCACCGACACCAUCAGGAGAGACGUGGAGAAAAAGUUUAAGGAGUUUGCUAAUGCCAGCAAGGGAUUCUUCAAGGAGGAAUCAUAGAAAGCUGUUUAGUUCUGUACUAUAUUUUGUAAAUGCUGCUGCUCUUUGUGAUUAAAAUUCUUUCAUUUCGCUGGUGUCAUCGACAGUCCUCUGUACAGUCAUACGUCGAGAAAAGUGUUGGAGAAAGGGUGGCACAUAUUUUUAGAAACAUUUUUGGGGGGCAACAAAGGACACUUGUGAUUCUCUGCCUUCUGUUGAAAGAUAUGUAGAUUUUUUUUUUGUCAAAUUGUUUUCUUUCAGUAUUGUUUCCAAAAGAAUGAGUCAAAGAAUUGGGUGCUGUGUUGUUUGCAUAAUGGGACUUCGCCAUUUAAUAAAUUGUUUGUAUAAAUGUA